Molecule: messenger RNA, 390 nt
Organism: Morchella importuna
Lineage: Eukaryota; Fungi; Ascomycota; Pezizomycetes; Pezizales; Morchellaceae
Exons: 7
Coding region: 1-390 (129 amino acids)
Source: RefSeq, a predicted model, not a curated record
AUGUCGGUUGGGUGGUCACUGCCAUCAGUGAGUAUAUUACCGAGAGCCCUCUAUCCGAGGCCGAGCUGGUAUUCAUCAACCCUUCUAGCUAGGGAGAGAUGUGUACAGCUUUCCUGUACCUACGCUCCAGCUAAUCUUGCUCUACUGUUGUUUGGUCUAGUUGCAACUCCGUACUCUACUGUACAUCUACAUACGCUGUCAUAUCUGCAAAAUUAUGUACUACAUAUAUCCUCCCGUCCGGCAAAUUGUACUAGCUGUCGCCUCAAGCGCUCUUGUGGCGUUGCGGGUGGUGGACUGCGGAGAGGGUUAGCAGGUACACAUGUUCAACUCGGAACGCCUGUGCCGGCCGACACGCGCAUCUUGCUUCUUAUUGAAGACGUUACACUCUAG